AUGUCCUAUGCAGGAAUCUCCAGUGUCAUCCCAGCUUGGUUUUGGACUCGAUCACUUAGUACUGUAGAUCUAUCUCACAACCAAAUCAUUGGUAGUAUUCCAAGUUUACAUUUUUCAUCAAUCAAUCUUGGCUCAAACAAUUUUACUGAUCCACUGCCCCAAAUCUCUUCUGAUGUAGAAAGACUAGACCUCUCCAAUAAUUUAUUCUGUGGAUCUCUUUCACCCAUGUUGUGUCGGAGAACUGAUAAAGAAGUAAAUUUAUUGGAGUCUCUAGACAUCUCAGGAAAUCUUCUGUCAGGAGAACUUCCCAAUUGUUGGAUGUAUUGGAGAGAAUUGACGAUGUUAAAAUUGGGAAAUAAUAAUCUGACGGGACAUAUACCUAGCUCCAUGGGUUCUCUAAUUUGGCUCGGUUCAUUGCACUUGCGCAACAACCAUCUCUCCGGAAAUUAUCCACUUCCAUUGAAAAAUUGCUCUAGUCUAGUGGUUCUAGACCUUAGUAAGAAUGAAUUCACUGGGACGAUACCAGCAUGGAUGGGGAACUUCAAUGGAAAGUUCAUUGAAAUAUUACCAGGGGAUGGUGAGAUUACAUAUACACCGGGUCUAAUGGUUCUUGUCCUUCAUUCAAAUAAGUUCAAUGGAAGUAUUCCUCUUGAACUUUGCCACCUUCAUUCCCUUCAAAUCCUGGACUUGGGAAACAACAAUCUCUCCGGAACCAUUCCCAGAUGCUUUGGUAAUUUCAGCAGCAUGAUCAAACAAUCGAAUUCAAGUUCCCCCUUUCCUUUUCAUAAUGAACGUUAUUUUGAAUCGGGAUCAACCGACACAGCAACACUGGUUAUGAAAGGAGUAGAGUACGAGUACAGCAAUAUUCUUGGCCUCCUAGCUGGCAUGGACCUCUCAAGCAAUAAGUUAUCUGGUGAGAUCCCAGAAGAACUCACAGGUCUCCAUGGUUUGGUAUUCUUGAACCUGUCUAAUAACCAUCUCCAAGGGAAGAUUCCUGUGAAGAUUGGGGCCAUGACAUCAAUGGAGUCUCUUGAUCUCUCCAUGAACAGACUUUCUGGUGUUAUUCCUCAAGGUAUGGCAAAAAUAUCAUUUUUGAGCCAUUUAAAUUUGUCAUACAACAAUUUGCGUACAUGA
This is a messenger RNA of Vitis vinifera (wine grape), 1134 nucleotides long. RefSeq names its product receptor-like protein EIX1. Lineage: Eukaryota; Viridiplantae; Streptophyta; Magnoliopsida; Vitales; Vitaceae. The transcript has a single exon. Bases 1 to 1134 code for a protein of 377 amino acids. Gene Ontology annotation, molecular function: protein binding. The record is from RefSeq and is a predicted model, not a curated record.